CCAUUCACUGCAGAAGCCCCUCAGGCCAGUGACUGCAGACUUUUGGCUGUGGGGUGCUCCCUCCCUUCUGCUCUUGGGGCAGGGGAAGUGGGCAUUACAGCUGCCCUCCUCUCUCACAGCUUGGGCUGGGAUGAGGUCACAGGGUGGAGUCCUCCCUAAGAUACUGGUCUGGCUGGGGUGAGCCCUUUGGGUGUUUCUCAGCCUCCCCCUCUUGGCUGGGGGACAGGAUGGGUGGAGGAGCAGGCUGCCCCCAUGCCAGGCAGGGAGCACUACCUCCCUUCUUCCUCUCCUCUGGGUCCCUUCAUCUGAGAGCUGGAAAUAGAAUCCGCUAAGUAAUGAUUAAAGUCAAAUUCAAACCUAAAAAUAAAGAGCUGGUGAAGAAAGAGCUAGUAUGCUCCCUGCAUGGCUGAGGGGAGAAGCGAGCAGGGAGAGGUUGGCCUUAGGCUGAGUCUCUGCUCCCUGUUAGGGGCUGAAGCCCACCAGGGGAUCAGAAGAGCACCACCCAUUGAAUACUUGGUUAUCAGGUACUGUGUAGCACCAUUGGUUGGAGACUGCACCAAUUGGAGGUAGACUGGCAGGACCAAUAGAGAGUCCCAUUUCUCCCAUGGGGAAACUGAGGCCCAGAGGGAGAAGUGGUUUGUCCAGGACUGUCCACACCAUACCUGAGGAGCACCCCUUGGCAGGUCCCCAGGGGCUGGAGUACCCCAGGCAGCCCAGCCCACCUUUUCCGCCUAAUGGGUUUCUCUUCCUGGUUUUGAGGUGUUGUGAGGGGGACAGCUUCUCAUCACACAUGAGCUAUGUACGCCUUGGCAGGGGCUAGGCCUCUGACCGCAGCUUCCCUCUGCCUCUCCCCUCCCCUUCCCUGGUCUGGGCCCGGAGGAGGAGUCAAGGAAAGAGCAGGAAAGGCUGUGGUGCCCCCCUGCCUGUGCUUCCAGCACGGUUGGAACCCUGUGGGCCAGGGAAAGCCUGGGUGUCACCUGACCCCUGGCCAGCUGAGCACCUGGUCCUCACCCAGCCCCAUGCAUCUGUGUCCUGUGCUGUCCACACUGCAGGGAGAUCAUAGGGGAGAAUGAAGAACCAGUAGAGACCAGACUCAGAGGAGUCAAUUAGGGAAGGCCUGUGGCUCCGACUUCCGGCAGGGCUGCUCUAAUGGUACCAAAGUGACAGGUUAGCCACCCUGUGACACAGGCACGCAGAUUUCCUGAGAAGAUGUCGGCAAUACAGGCCGCUUGGCCAUCCGGUACAGAAUGUAUUGCCAAGUACAACUUCCACGGCACUGCCGAGCAAGACCUUCCCUUCUGCAAAGGAGACGUGCUCACCAUUGUGGCUGUCACCAAGGACCCCAACUGGUACAAAGCCAAGAACAAGGUGGGCCGUGAGGGCAUCAUCCCAGCCAACUAUGUCCAGAAGCGGGAGGGCGUGAAAGCUGGCACCAAACUCAGUCUCAUGCCCUGGUUCCAUGGCAAGAUCACACGGGAGCAGGCCGAGCGGCUUCUGUACCCGCCAGAGACAGGCCUAUUCCUGGUGCGGGAGAGCACCAACUACCCCGGGGACUACACGCUGUGUGUGAGCUGUGACGGCAAGGUGGAGCACUACCGCAUCAUGUACCAUGCCAGCAAGCUCAGCAUCGACGAGGAGGUCUACUUCGAGAACCUCAUGCAGCUGGUGGAGCACUACACCUCAGAUGCAGAUGGGCUCUGCACUCGACUCAUCAAACCAAAGGUCAUGGAGGGCACGGUGGCAGCCCAGGACGAGUUCUUCCGAAGUGGCUGGGCAUUGAGCAUGAAGGACCUGAAGCUGCUGCAGACCAUUGGGAAAGGGGAGUUUGGAGAUGUGAUGCUGGGCGAUUACCGAGGGAACAAAGUAGCCGUCAAGUGCAUCAAGAACGAUGCCACUGCCCAGGCCUUCUUGGCUGAAGCGUCGGUCAUGACGCAACUUCGGCAUAGCAACUUGGUACAGCUUCUGGGUGUGAUCGUGGAGGAGAAGGGCGGACUCUACAUCGUCACUGAGUACAUGGCCAAGGGGAGCCUGGUGGACUACCUACGGUCGCGCGGACGGUCGGUGCUGGGCGGAGACUGUCUCCUCAAGUUCUCACUAGACGUCUGUGGGGCCAUGGAAUACCUAGAGGGCAACAACUUUGUGCACCGGGAUUUGGCUGCCCGCAACGUGCUAGUAUCCGAGGACAAUGUGGCCAAGGUCAGCGACUUCGGCCUCACCAAGGAGGCCUCUAGCACCCAGGAUACGGGCAAGCUACCAGUCAAGUGGACAGCCCCUGAGGCCCUGAGAGAGAAGAAAUUCUCCACUAAGUCUGACGUGUGGAGCUUUGGAAUCCUUCUCUGGGAAAUCUACUCCUUUGGGCGAGUGCCUUAUCCAAGAAUUCCCCUGAAGGAUGUCGUCCCUCGGGUGGAGAAGGGCUACAAGAUGGAUGCCCCCGACGGCUGUCCGACGGCCGUCUACGAGGUCAUGAAGAACUGCUGGCACCUGGAUGCUGCCAUGCGGCCCUCCUUCCUGCAGCUCCGUGAGCAGCUCGAGCACAUCAAAACCCACGAGCUGCACCUGUGACCGUCUGACUCUGCCCAGGCCAUGGGCCUGUGGGGACUGGACCUGGAGAGACUGUGGGCCUGGUGCCCCUGCUCACUGGGCCCAAACCUGAACUGAGCCCCAGCGGGCCGGGGGCCUCUUUGCUCCAGCCUGUGCCCCCUCUGGCCCCCCAGGGACCCCACCUAGGCCUGGCAUCUUCUCAUGGACCCACCUGUGGGUCAUGGACUCACUCUAAAGAGGUCAAGAAGGAAGGAGGCUGAGGAGCGGGAGGCAGAUGCCCCCACCACGGCCAGGUCUCCCCUGGCCUCCCAUCUCUCGCCUUCUUAGAGUUUUAUUCAUUUCCUUUUUUGAGAUUUUUUUCUGUGUGUUUAUUUUUUAUUAUUUUUCAAGAUAAGAAGAAAGAAAGUACCCAGCAAAUGGGCAUUUUACAAGAAGUACGAAUCUUAUUUUUCCUGUCCUGCCCGUGAGGGUGGGGGGCGCCAGGCCCCUCUCUAGGGACCCACGCCCCACCCUUGUUCCCCAUCCCGUGUUGCGUGUCCCAUGUCGCCUCGGUCGCCCGUGUUUGCGCUUGACCAUGUUGCACUGUUUGCAUGCGCCCGAGGCAGACGUCUGUCAGGGGCUUGGAUUUCGUGUACCGCUGCCGCCACCCACCUGCCUUGUGAGAU
Messenger RNA from Loxodonta africana (African savanna elephant), 3206 nucleotides. It is a transcript of the gene CSK, whose product is annotated as C-terminal Src kinase. Gene Ontology annotation, biological process: regulation of Fc receptor mediated stimulatory signaling pathway; adherens junction organization; protein phosphorylation. The transcript has 13 exons. The record is from RefSeq and is a predicted model, not a curated record. Gene Ontology annotation, molecular function: non-membrane spanning protein tyrosine kinase activity; ATP binding; protein binding. The coding region runs from base 1210 to 2562 and encodes 450 amino acids. Lineage: Eukaryota; Metazoa; Chordata; Mammalia; Proboscidea; Elephantidae.